UAGCUUUGAGUUUCAGUCGAGAGACGGGAGUAAGAAGCGAACACACCCUACAAGUCCAAGAAGUCCCAGAGCUGCUGUGGGCUAUGAGUCUGUCUCUCCUCCUGCUGCUCGCCGUCCUCGUGGAGGUGACUGAUACCAAAGCUGGUUCAGAUUUUAGGAUCUGUGCCUUCAACACACAACACUUUGGUGAAUCCAAGUCGAAGAAGAGUGACGUUAUGGGGACUCUUGCCAGGAUCAUCACACGCUGUGAUGUGUGUUUGCUCCAGGAAGUGAGAGACAGUGGAGGAAAAGCUUUACCACUGCUGCUCGACUCCCUAAAACGGUUUGACACCAAGUAUAAAUAUGAGACUGUGGCCAGCGAGAGACUGGGCAGGUCUGAGACAUACCAGGAGCAGUACGUGUUUGUGUACAGGAAGGAGACGGUGAGGGUCACGGACCAGUAUCAGUACCCUGAUAAUAAACCAGGAGACGUCGACGCUUUCUCCAGAGAGCCGUUUGCUGUCCGCUUCAGAGCGGACCGCACAGCUAUAAAGGAGUUUGUUCUCAUACCUCAGCACACCACGCCCUCCAACACCACCAAGGAGCUCGAUGCCCUCUAUGAUGUUCUACAGCAUGUGAGAAACAUGUGGAAAACUGAGAAUGUGAUGCUUCUUGGAGACUUUAAUGCGGGCUGUGGCUACCUCGCUAAGAAGAACAGGAAGAAUGUGCGCCUAAUCACAGACACGAAUCUUAUUUGGCUCAUCCCAGACGACGCUGACACCACCGUGCGAUCAACCACAUCCUGCCCCUACGACAGGAUUGUUGUGAAUGGGGAAACCUUUCACAGAGCCAUCGUGCCUGCUUCAGCCAAACCGUUUAACUUUCAAGAGGAAUACGGACUGACGGAGGAGCAGGCGCUGGGUGUCAGCGACCAUUACCCGGUGGAGGUCCUGCUAAAGGUCAAGGAUUCCAGAGCCUUUCUUGGAAGCUCAUCUAUUACCAGUGGAAACCAGUUUAUGACUUUGUUUGUCCUAAGCCAUGUUUCCUUUCAAAUAUUGACAAGGUAGUUAAAUAAUAAACCUCAAGGAUGAGAUAGGUCUGUGUUAUAACCAAGUUCAUGAACUGAUGAGAACAUGCGGAGCUGAACUUUCCAAAUACCCCUGAUGUUGGUCUGCAGGUUAAAAAAGAUAAAAUUACACAACUAUUUACCUUCAACAAUAUGUCUUUGACUGCAGUGUACAAUGGCCGAGCUGUGUGUGGAUGUGUAUGCGUGACUUCAGUGUUAGGCUGCAGAUUCACUCAGUUUAUGGCAGCUGGACCCAAAGUGUUCAAAGAUCAAAUACACAUGAUUUCAUCCACAGCACACAAAACUGUACACACAACUGACAAUGAAAGUUUCUCACCUGCUGUAAAUAUUUAUGAGUGAGGCCAGGUUUGUUUUCAGUGCAGAGGUAUGUGUAAACUUCAUGUUUCGCUGUUUUCUGUUUGUUUUUUCAGCCUUUAGUGCGACAGGACAGAAAGACGAGGAGUAAGACAUGCAGCUCACGGCUGCAGGCUCGAUUCAAACACAGGCCUAAAGGCCGUAAACUUUAGUGUGUUCCCAGGAUGAGCAGGGGAGUUUCUAAAUACGAUCGAGGACACGCUAACCUCGUUUCCUUUCUUGUUUCUGAUUGGACAGCCAAAUUGGACUUUUCUACUCCUGCACACACUAUUAAACUAUCAUUGAUUCCCA
This is a messenger RNA of Neolamprologus brichardi, 1711 nucleotides long. The record is from RefSeq and is a predicted model, not a curated record. NCBI's taxonomy places the organism in Eukaryota, Metazoa, Chordata, Actinopteri, Cichliformes, Cichlidae.